AGGAAGUCGUAUGCGACAGGCGGAAGUCGAAUGUGGGAGAGGAGUCGGCGGUGCGGGGCGUGGAGGCGUGACUCGUGUUUUGGGGUAUCGCCGCCAAGAUGAAGGUGAAGAUGCUGAGCCGGAACCCGGACAACUACGUCCGCGAAACCAAGUUGGACUUGCAGAGAGUUCCAAGAAACUAUGAUCCUACCUUACAUCCUUUUGAGGUCUCGCGAGAAUAUGUAAGAGCUUUGAAUGCCACCAAGCUGGAGCGUGUAUUUGCAAAGCCAUUCCUUGCUUCCCUGGAUGGGCACCGAGAUGGAGUCAACUGCCUCGCAAAGCACCCCAAGAGCCUGGCCACGGUCCUUUCCGGGGCGUGUGAUGGAGAGGUUAGAAUUUGGAAUUUGACUAAGCGAAAAUGUAUCCGUACAAUACAAGCACAUGAGGGUUUUGUACGAGGAAUAUGUACGCGCUUUUGUGGGACGUCUUUUUUUACCGUUGGUGAUGACAAAACCGUGAAACAGUGGAAGAUGGAUGCACCGGGAUAUGGAGAGGAGGAGGAGCCGCUGCACACAAUAUUAGGAAAGACAGUGUACACAGGGAUCGAUCAUCACUGGAAAGAUCCUGCUUUUGCCACCUGUGGACAGCAAGUGGACAUUUGGGAUGAACAGAGAACCAACCCUAUAUGUUCCAUGACCUGGGGGUUUGACAGUAUAAAUAGUGUUAAAUUUAAUCCAAUUGAGACUUUUCUCUUGGGAAGUUGUGCUUCUGACAGGAACAUAGUCCUGUAUGAUAUGAGGCAAGCCACUCCCCUGAAAAAGGUUAUCUUAGAUAUGAGAACAAAUACAAUCUGUUGGAACCCUAUGGAAGCUUUUAUUUUUACUGCAGCAAAUGAAGAUUAUAACUUGUAUACAUUUGACAUGCGUGCUCUGGACACCCCUGUCAUGGUGCACAUGGAUCAUGUGUCUGCCGUGCUCGACGUAGACUACUGUCCCACGGGGAAGGAGUUUGUAUCUGCCAGUUUUGACAAAUCUAUCCGCAUCUUUCCUGUGGACAGGAGUCGAAGCAGGGAAGUGUACCACACCAAGCGGAUGCAGCACGUCAUCUGCGUGCGCUGGACGGCCGACAGCAAGUACAUCAUGUGCGGCUCCGACGAGAUGAACAUUCGCCUGUGGAAGGCCAAUGCUUCUGAGAAGCUGGGUGUGCUCGCGUCCCGAGAAAGGGCGGCCCAGGACUAUAACCAGAAGCUGAAGGAGAAAUUUCAGCACCAUCCUAACAUCAAACGCAUCGCUCGGCACCGGCACCUGCCCAAGUCCAUCUACAGCCAGAUCCAGGAGCAGCGCAUCAUGCGGGAGGCGCGCCGGCGCAAGGAGCUGAAUCGCCGUAAGCACAGCAAGCCGGGGUCCGUGCCGGUGGUGUCGGAGAGGAAGAAGCAUGUGGUCGCGGUCGUGAAGUAGCGUUUGCUGUCCGACCAGUGCUCGGGCAUAACUGUCUCACCUUUGAUUUGGGAAGGAAAAUUUCAGCACCAUCCUAACAUCAAACGCUUGUAUAUAAAUAAAAACGCUGGCUCUGAUUUAAUGAGAA
This is a messenger RNA of Chinchilla lanigera (long-tailed chinchilla), 1563 nucleotides long. It is a transcript of the gene Dcaf13, whose product is annotated as DDB1 and CUL4 associated factor 13. Gene Ontology annotation, biological process: maturation of SSU-rRNA from tricistronic rRNA transcript (SSU-rRNA, 5.8S rRNA, LSU-rRNA). NCBI's taxonomy places the organism in Eukaryota, Metazoa, Chordata, Mammalia, Rodentia, Chinchillidae. Gene Ontology annotation, cellular component: nucleolus; small-subunit processome. Bases 99 to 1436 code for a protein of 445 amino acids. The transcript is spliced from 11 exons. Gene Ontology annotation, molecular function: protein binding. The record is from RefSeq and is a predicted model, not a curated record.